This is a messenger RNA of Paramecium pentaurelia, 716 nucleotides long. The record is from the annotation of a GenBank genome assembly. Lineage: Eukaryota; Ciliophora; Oligohymenophorea; Peniculida; Parameciidae.
CAUGUUCGGCUUUGCUAAAAAAGGUGGAGGUGAUAAAAAAAAUUAGCCAGCUCCUGUUCCAGAUGCUAAAUUAAAAUAUGAAAAGACUCUUCAUGAUCUUAGAUCUAGAAGAGAUUAAAUCUAAGACAAUAUUGAUAGAAUUGACUCAAAAGUGACUGCUUUGGAUCAAGAAAUUAGAUCAUUACUUAGUUAAGGAAAAAAACAAUAGGCUAGAAAUAAAGUUACAGGUAUAGAAUUCACAUUAGUAUUGUAGAAAUGAAAUCUUUACAAAAAUAAAUUGAGUAAAUGCAAACCAAAUAUAAUGUUCUCACUCAAAUGACAAUUUAAAUAGAAACCUUAGAAUAAGAUUAAGGCAUAGCCGAUGUAGUUUUUAAUGCAGCUGAAUUAGGAAAAAUGUAAUAAGAAACUAAUGAUAAAUUAUAAGAUGCUAUGAUGGAUUGGAAGUAUUGAUUAACUUAAUUAUAUAGUGAAUUCGAAACUUCACAAUAAGAAACAUCUGAAUUAUGGAAAUAAAUGUCCAAUAUGGGAGUUGAUAAUGAAUAAAUUGAUGCAGAAUUUGAAAAAUACAUGCAAGAAAAUGAUUAAUAAUAAGCAAUAAAUUUAUAGAAAUAACUCAACACUGUCCCUGCAAAUUAAAUUCCUGCAUAAUAAUAAAGUUAUUAACAAUAAAAUAAAAAUAAUAUGGAAAAAGAGUUAGCAGCAUUAUUGGAAUGAUU